Molecule: messenger RNA, 1203 nt
Organism: Galleria mellonella (greater wax moth)
Lineage: Eukaryota; Metazoa; Arthropoda; Insecta; Lepidoptera; Pyralidae
Exons: 4
Coding region: 176-751 (191 amino acids)
Source: RefSeq, a predicted model, not a curated record
CUUGAUUCUCAAAGUUAAAUAUACGCCGACCAGCACCGUUAACGGUCGAGAAACUGGUGUUGACUGAGAAACAUUGCGACCGUUUAAAGUCACAUGUGCAAUUCCAUUUUUAAAUUCUCGUUGAAGAGGAUUGUACUAGUAUUAAUUUAAUGUAUAUUUUAAUAAAAAUUUAACAAUGUAUUGUGAGUGUCCAGAGUUUAAAAGAUGCUGUUUCUGUUUGCCUCUCAGGAAAGGAGUCCUAUUUGUGGGAUAUUUUAUUAUUUUUUCAAAUACGCUCUCAAUAAUUUUCAACAGUCUUGCCUUAUCCGGCAACACAGAUGUCUUUCCGUUUCAUACGUCGGGAUUCACGUAUAUUGAGACAGAACUCGCCUUUAUAAUAUCCAUAGUACUGUAUAGUAUAGAGAUAUUAUUUAAUAUAUUAUUGGUUUACGGAAGUCAUCAGAAUAAAAUAAAAUAUGUAAGAAUAUAUUUCUACUUUACACUGGCAACAACGGCGGUUGUUUUUGUGCAACAAAUAAUUGAGAUGACAUUGAUCAGAUAUUCAGUUCUUAUUGUGCAUUCAGUACUGCUUUUUAUUUGUUAUAUGAUGCUUCAUGUAUACAUAAUAUUGCUGGUAAGAAGCUUAUUAAAGAAGAUGGAAAUAUCUAAUCAGCACUCGUAUGAUAAUCAGCUGCACCAAAUCGUCUCUGGAGAUAUAAAGAUGGAUAGUCCGCCAUAUUGCCCCACCGUAAUUCCUUAUGAGAAUUGCUGAAAAAUUUUUGUCCGUCUCUAAUACGAGCAAAUGAUUUCAAUUAAUGUUAAUACAUAUUUUAAGAUUUUGUCUCAUAACGUGCGCCACUAUAAUCCUUUUGAAUUAAGAAAAGAAUAUGAUAAGAUUGAAGAAAGAAAUACACAAUACGCGUAAGACUCCAUUGAAGCAAGCCCAUUUGAUAUUAAAUAAAAUACUAAUUAUCUCAAUAAAUUGUAAUUUAAGUAAUAUGCCUGUUAUUAUAAAUGGGAAAUUAUAUUUCUAAAAUAAAUGCAAUUUUCUUUUCAAUAUCUUAUAGAUAAUAACUUACAUUGUAUUUUUUUCUUAAAUAUUUACCUGUAGGAAUAGAUUUAAAAAAUAACAAAGACUGAUGAUGUGUUGACAAGAUUGGUGAUAAUUAUGUAAUUAAUAUUUUACAAUAACUAAAAAUAUAUAUUUUUUAAAAUAACAAACUA